This is a messenger RNA of Actinia tenebrosa (Australian red waratah sea anemone), 3484 nucleotides long. RefSeq lists its product as uncharacterized. The record is from RefSeq and is a predicted model, not a curated record. NCBI's taxonomy places the organism in Eukaryota, Metazoa, Cnidaria, Anthozoa, Actiniaria, Actiniidae.
GUCAUGUUUUCAUGUUGAUUAUGAUCUUUGGUUUAAAAUCUUCGGGCUUCCGUAUUUUACUACUUGAUCUUAUGUUAAGGCCAUUAUUAUGAGUACAUGAGCUGGAAAGGACAAAUAACUUUCCAGCUUCCUUAAAACCUCCCAACUAAGUUCGACAUAAAAAUUUGGAGAAGUUCCAUCUUGACAUGCGGCAAAAUGAGUCACGUUUUCUUCUUGGUCUGUGCCCUGGUAUUGUGUUUUCUGCUGAUGGAAGUUAGACCUUCUCCGACACCUACAGCUACUGCAGGUGCACAGGCAACUACAACGACCGCAGGAAGUGGAACACCGACGGCCACUACAUCUUCUACUACUUCUACCCCGGGUAGUGGAGCCACACCUACCACAGCUGGAGCAAGCAGUGGAACCACUUCUACCACAGCUGGAGCAAGUAAUGGAACCACUACUACCACAACUGGGUCAAUCAUUACCACCGCAUCUACUACGACAGGAGCAGCCGGUAGCAACGCAUCUAACACGGCUGGGUCAGGCGGUAGCCUCGCAUCUACCACGGCAGGAGCAGGCAGUAGUACUAUUUCUACCACGGCUGGGUCAGGUAGCAGCACCGCAUCUACCACAGCGGGUUCAGGUGGUAGCACAACAGCUACUACAAAUGGAGGAGGCGGUGGAACAACAGCUGCAACUUCAACAGGAACAAUUCAGCCAACUUCAACCUCUUCAUCUUCCAGUGGAAGUACCCAGACCCCUGGAGAUGCAUAUUCUACUGCACAAAGUCCAACUGGAGAAAUGUCAACAACCAAAGCGAAACUUCCUUACGCUAAAGCAACAAUUUCCGCACGACUUCAAGGCACUUUUACUCAUGAUCUUAAAAACAAUAAUUCAGUAGAAUUCAGAAGCAAAGCCAGGCAAUGUGAAGAUGCCAUUUGUCCACUCAUUACAGCAAAGUUCAAUAAUGGAGCAGUAAAAGAGUGUCGGGUGAAGGAGUUUAUCAAUGGGAGUAUAAUAGUAGUGAUGAUUGUAACCGUAGACCAAGAAAUCACCAGCAUUCCACCACAUACUUCCUACAAUAAUAUCAUAAUCAACGCUCUUUUGGAAGCCAAUUCCACAGGCAACUUAAAGGGAUUUAAUCUUUAUAGUGUAUACGUCAACUCUGUGGUCCCCACACCACCCACAGCUCAACCAACAGACGGUGAUGACGGUUUGAAAAACAUUUUUAGCACCGGUCAUUAUUAUCGUCUGGGGGUUGGAGGAUUUUCUUGGGCUGACGGGGGUGGCUCGUUUUUUAGAUAACUGGAGGGGAAUCCGCCAUGUAUUGACAGGUAUCAAGAGAGGGGAUUACAAAAAGAUAGUGCCUCUUUUGGUUGGGAUCAGUGAAUAUUUAUGAUCAGUCGCAAUUUCCUCCGACCCUUCCUGGGCGACGAAUAAUAACCGGUGCUUUAGGUAAAAAAAAAAAAAAAGAUAAAAAAGAGUGUUCUUUCGAAAUCAUAAAAAAUCACAAUGAACCAUUAACUGAGAAAGAAUGGUUCGAUGAAACGUAGAAUUUGUUGAGCUGAGCUCAUUUAUACGUAGCGCGUUCUAGUCGACAAGAAACGUAACGAUACUGGAUGGAUCACAAAUAUGUACUGAAAUAUUCACGACGUACAGAUAUUGCCGAAAAGAUCUAACGGAAAACAACUGUCGGACUAAGUUGGUCUGUCGUAGGGAUCGGAACCUGAAAUACGCAAAAUGUUGAAACUUCAAGUUGACUUUUAAGAAACGUUUAGCAUAAAAAAAUGAGAGAUUACGUUUCAAUGUCUUACCGCUCGGACGUUAUCCCUAGGUCGAGAAUACGUUCUACUGUAUGGUUUUGUUUUGUUCAUCAAGGCCACCGCAUGCGCACAUGCAUGGCCACGGCUCCGAGAGUCUUUUUAUAUAAUUACGAAUCGAAGUUUCUAGUUCUCAAAAUUUACACCGCUUUUUACAGUCUCCAAAAUCCGAGUCUUGUGGGACGAGCUGGUCUGACCACGAGACUGAUACACACCCAAGUGUCAUUUUCGGAUCAUUACCAAUCGACAUUUUUCAAUUGGCAUUUUUCACAUUUCAAACCGCGUUUUACAGUUACCAAAUUCCGCGUGGAGUCUGCGUUGACUACAACUCAGAGCCUGACCACGAGAUGAUAGAAGACAUAUACCUCAUUACAAAUAGAAGGUGCGUAACUGGGUAUUGACGUGGUCAAUAUCUGGAUACAUACCUCAUUACAAAUAGAAGGUGCGUAACUGGGUAUUGACGUGGUCAGUAUCUGGACACAUACCACAUUACAAAUAGAAGAUGCGAAACUGGAUAUUGACCACGUCAAUAUCUGGAUACAUACCUCAUUACAAAUAGAAGAUGCGUAACUGGAUAUUGACGUGGUCAAUAUCUGUACACAUACCUCAUUACCAAUAGAAGGUGCGUAACUGGAUAUUGACGGGUUUAAUGUCUGGACACAUACCUCAUUACAAAUAGAAGAUGCGUAACUGGAUAUUGACGUGGUCAAUAUCUGUACACAUACCUCAUUACAAAUAGAAGGUGUGUAACUUGAUGUUGACGUGUUCAAUAUCUGUACACAUACCUUAUAACAAAUAGAAGGUGUGUAACUGGGUAUUGACGUGGUCAAUGUCUGGAUAAACAACUCCUUACAAAUUGAAGGUACGUAGAUCAAUCUUAAAGUGUUCACUAUAUUAUGCUGAAACCUGCUGGACACUGAAGUUGCUGAGAAAAACAUGCAAUGUUCCUCAACCUUCCCCUGCGCAAUUGUGUUGCGCGACAAAACAAAAGGUUUGUUACAGUUGCAGGAUAGAAGAGAUGUUACAAACGACAAUGUGUCAUACGUUGAGAAAGGCUUCGGCAGCCCUAGUUCACCGCAUAUAUGAGUGUAGAGAAGCAUGAAUUCCUCAAAAUUCAAGUUCAAGUGUUGUGGAGCAUCAGGACCAGGGAACUGGUUGACCAUUGCAGGAACUCAUUCCACCAAGUUCCUGCAAAUGCGAGGGCGUUAGCAACGACAAGUUCAGCAUUUAUACUCUAAACCUCUACAACAAUCCUUUUCUGAUUGGUCUCCAGUAACAUCGGGUGUCCCGCAAGGUUCAAUUCUGGGGCCGAUCUUGUUUCUGUUAUAUGUAAAUGACAUUCCAAAUGUAGCCACAUCAAGCAUCAAAUUGUUUGCUGAUGAUACUAAGAUCUAUAGACGACUAACCGACGUUGGGGAUGUAACAGCUCUACAGUCGGACCUUGCUUCUUUAGAAGACUGGGCGGCGGAUUGGCAAGUCAAGUUUAACCCUAAAAAGUGUGAAGCCAUGAGGAUAACUCAUAAGGGUGAUAAGAAUAAAACACAAUAUCACAUAUCCGACACAGCAUUAAAGAACGUACAUGACUACAAAGACCUUGGAGUUACAAUGUCGAGCGAUCUAAGUUGGUCCAAACAUGUAGAAGCAAUUGUACAUAAAGCAAAUAAAGUCCUUGGUUUAGUUAA